GAAGAGAUAUGCGAUUAAUAUGACUGCUAGAAUGCAAAUAAGGAAUACUAAGGACCUAGAAAGCGUUGUUCUGUGAGUCAAUCCUGCUAGGAGGUUGGCCUCUGUUUCAUUGAUUGAUGGGGAAAGAUGAGAGGAUGGGAUGGCUAUGGUAGCUCAUUUGAGAUAAUUUGAAAAAUGGAGGGAAGCAGGACUUACCAAAACAGUAAUUCAUUGGCACUGCUAUAUUUGAGAUCAUGUGUACACUAUGAAUCGAUCAAGCUAUCUGACAUGCAUUUCAUACACCGUUCAACCAUUGAGGGACAAGCACAGAAGUUAUGUGAAAGGGCUAAUCACAAUGGUAUCAUUCACCAUUCCCUUUAUCAAAUGGACCAUGCCCCUUAACAAUCAAAGGCUAGCCAUGGAGUAGUUAAGAGGUCUGAAGUUGCAGUUCUGG
Molecule: messenger RNA, 433 nt
Organism: Linum tenue
Lineage: Eukaryota; Viridiplantae; Streptophyta; Magnoliopsida; Malpighiales; Linaceae
Source: the annotation of a GenBank genome assembly